Aphanomyces astaci is the source of this 1009-nucleotide messenger RNA. RefSeq lists its product as hypothetical. The coding region runs from base 128 to 751 and encodes 207 amino acids. NCBI's taxonomy places the organism in Eukaryota, Oomycota, Saprolegniomycetes, Saprolegniales, Verrucalvaceae. The record is from RefSeq and is a predicted model, not a curated record. The transcript has 5 exons. Gene Ontology annotation, molecular function: transmembrane monodehydroascorbate reductase activity.
CAUUAUGGUUGCUUGUUGAAGCUGCUGAAGUACAUUUCCGGACGUUGAGGUCUUUGUUUUCCGGAUAUUUGUCACCAUUGUAUCCGGAUGACAGGAUUCCCCUUCCAAUGUCAUUUCAUUACUUGUCAUGGCGCUAAAAUCUGUGGCGUUGGCCCUUGGAGCGGCGGUCGUGGGAUGGAUCGGAUAUCUGACCUUUGGACGGGGUCAACCUGUCGUACUCUUCUCAUGGCACCCCAUCACGUUGGCAGUCGCGUAUCUCCUUGCAACUCCAUCCGCCUUGCUCGCGAUGAGUGACCGUCGAGUCGAAGGGAACCACGCCAAGCGAACGUCGCUGGUCCAGUGGCAUGCGUUCAUGCAGGCCGUGUCGGUUGUGUUGGCGUCAAUUGGGUUCACUGCCAUAUACGUCACCAAGGACAACAACAGCCGCCCUCACUUUACCACCAUCCAUUCGUGGGUGGGCAGUGCCGCGCUUGCGUUGUACUACAUCAGCUUCGUCCUUGGUGCGUUGAAGACAUUUGGCAACACGUGGAACUGGCAAUGGAAGGACGCCGCGCAUCGCAUCUUCGGCGUCGUCACCUUCCUCGCCUCCGGCACUGCGCUAUCCUUAGGGUUUUACAGCGGCGGUUGGGGCCGUGCGAAUUUGGGGACCACCGGCCAAGCCAUGGCCAGUGCUUUCGUGGGGUUGUUGCAUGUCGUGGUGGUGGUCAAAGUGACGGGAACGUGGAGUGCGGUGCCCGUGAAACAGCAAUAAACAGUGUCACACAUCACAUUUCUAUGUCGUGCUAAUGUGACACGGCGUUGUCGUCGUCGUCGGCCGCCAUGAGGGCCGUGGGUACGACGACGCCGUCGUGGCUCAUGGGCGUAAAGAACAGCUGGACGCUUGUAAUGACGUGCGUGGUGGGGUGGAGUGUGGGGAAAAUCUCGUGCUGGAAGUGCGUGUGUCGAAUAAAAUGCGGCGCCAACGUCUCAAAUACGUUCCUGUCAUCACAUACAUAUCAAUGACUCCACA